Thlaspi arvense is the source of this 2116-nucleotide messenger RNA. Lineage: Eukaryota; Viridiplantae; Streptophyta; Magnoliopsida; Brassicales; Brassicaceae. The record is from the annotation of a GenBank genome assembly.
AACAACAAUAAUUGUAGAUUACUUUAUCGAUGGAGUAAGUCAAAGUAAUGGAAUAAAGUAUGUUUACUAAAUGUUCGAAAUUAAUAUGAUAAAACAUGGAUAAAAUGUUGACUAAGAAUGUAUGUGUAUAUAUAUAUAUAUACAGAGAAUGAUGAUGAUUGAAGAAGAUGGUUAAGUUAGAACUUGGGUUCCAAGGAACUCUCUUGGCAAAUUCAACGCAGCUAUGCCAACACCAGCAAGCAACGGCCAUGCCUCUCGCGUCCAGAUUCAAGAACCAAGAACAAGAUCUCCCCUUCCUCCUCCUUCUCCAAUCGCCUUCAAGGAACAAGGUAGACCACCACCCGCCGCACAACAAACAAUAACCGGAAAACUCUUUAGAAGUCUCUUCAAGGGUCUUCUCUUCUCACAACUAACCUUAAUCUCACUUUUGGUGAUCGUUCUCACCAUUCGCGGUCUCAUCUUAGCAAGUUCACACCAAUUCCUCCCCAAAAAAUGGUACCCUCCUUUGCUAGCAUCUGUAGCUGUCUCAGGAGUUGCAUCUUUAGCCUGGCAAUGCAUCUUUAUCUACAAUCGGUCACGAGCAAUCAAAGCAACGUUCUGGCUUAGCCCAAUACUCACCUGCUCGGUCGGUAUCUUGCUUGUUCUGAUUGGCUCCGCGGUAGAUGCAGGGAUCGGUGCCGUUUUUGUGCUUUUCGCCGUUACGCAGUCUCUGUAUGGUUGCUGGAUCACUCCGAGGCUUGAAUACACCGACAAAAUACUAUCGCUUUCCACAGCUUUUCCACCUGCAAGAACCAGAGAGGUUGUCAGUUUGUCAGUCGUUAUAAGCGUCGUUUACUCUGCUUUCUUGGUGACUGGAAUCGGAGGUGCAACUUCCACAAGAACAAAUAUUGAUCUCUUGUUCAUAUCCGUAAUCUUGAUAAGUUUAUCAUGGACAAUGCAAGUUCUCAAGAACGUACAACAAGUUGCGAUCUCGAGGGCGAGAUAUGUAAACUUUGCACAUGGAGAAGACAUGGACGCUUGGGGUGCUUUCCGAGUCACUGUGAGACACUUGAUCGGGAGCGUCUGCAUUGGCUCGACGCUUGUUCCAAUCAUCGUACUCAUCAGAGGAUCAAUCAGAAGCGUUAAUCUAAUGUCAGGGAGCAGCGACGAGGUCAUGUAUUCAGGUGCAGAUUGCUUCUCGGCCAUCGCCAACAAGCUGAUAACAUGUGGAAACAGAUGGGGCUUUGUGCAUGUGGGAACCUAUGAUAAAGGGUUCGUGGAGGCUUCGAGUGAUACCUGGAAGAAGCUGAGAAGUACAGUUGGGUUAGAGAAACUGAUAGAUUCGGAUCUCACAAGCUCCAUAUGUUUCCUCAGUGCGGUUUCUGUAGGAGCAGUGUCUUCACUGACUGCAGGAAUAUGGGUGUUGUUGAUCCACAAGGAAUAUGCCCUGGAAGUGACUCUAUAUGCUUUCAUAAUUGGAUAUUUCGUGGGAAGGGUAGCUUUGGCGUGGCUACAAGGGUGUGUAUUGGCUUACUAUGUAGCUUAUUCUGAAGAUCCUCAGAGCAUGCGUUUUGACGGUACAAUCCCAGAUCGUAUCCAGCGUCUUCAAAUGUUAAGUGCUCACCGAGAUAACAGGGAGCUUGAGGUUGGUCGAGAGAGACAAGAUAGUGAUUACUGUUGAGGCUCUAGGAGGGUCGCUACAAACAUGUAAAGCAAAACAGGAGCAUUAGUACUAUAUAUGUUCUUUUGUCCAGCUUAUUAGAUUCUAUUGAUAGGAAAUUCUAGAUUCAACGUGCUUAUAUGCCAAAACUCCAGUUAAAGAAUGAAUGUGCAUAAAAGUCUGGAAAGUUCACAGGAGAAAAAGUUCAUCAGAGACUCAGAGUUUGUAAAAAGUUUGCAUAAACAUGACUAUGUAAGAUGCACAAUGUAAUAUGCACCUAAAGCUUCACAGCGAGUAACCAAAAAUACACUAGACUGCUUCUUUGCCUGUCAAGCAUAAUCAGUCGAAGAACUUAGCAACAACCAUAUAGCAUUUAUACUCUAUAAACAAAAUGAUGCACACUCUCGGAAAUGAUCUUGAGUUAUAUACAAUCAAAUCAACUGCAGCAAAGAAAAACUAAUAUAUGCAGAGUAGUAU